AUGGGUUCUUCGGUACCGCAAUUUGAAGAAUUGAAUCAGUACCCUGAAUCUACUUCCUCUUCAUCCAAAAUCUUACCAAUACUUGGGCCAAAACUUGAAUCCAUUGAUGAACACUCCCCCUAUCUACAACCCCUUCCGACCCCAAUUUAUGCUAUGACUUUCACCUCAUUUAUGAGCUCUUCCAAAAUGCUUUCGCCGAUCCUGAUUACAGCGCCAUUGUUCCUGUCAAAAAACUCGGAAACCCAACUGUCAAAUUUCACUAUACCGGCUCAGAGAGCUCGCCAAUACAUUCGAGGCGCUCUUCCGAUCUAG
Messenger RNA from Fraxinus pennsylvanica, 312 nucleotides. The record is from the annotation of a GenBank genome assembly. NCBI's taxonomy places the organism in Eukaryota, Viridiplantae, Streptophyta, Magnoliopsida, Lamiales, Oleaceae.